Messenger RNA from Phaedon cochleariae (mustard beetle), 1518 nucleotides. Lineage: Eukaryota; Metazoa; Arthropoda; Insecta; Coleoptera; Chrysomelidae. The record is from the annotation of a GenBank genome assembly.
AUGGCCCAACGAUUUCCUGGGCCUGGUCCUACCCAGGGACCUGGCGGGCCGCCUCCACAGAGGUACCAGCAACCCCAAAAUCAAGGAAUGCGCCCAUACAACCAAAACUCACCAAACUUUCCGCAAAGGGCACCCUAUAACCCACCUCCUCCAAAUAUGCCAUCAAGUGGGGGAACUAUGAUCCAAAGACCUGCUGGGCCCCCUUAUUCCCCUAUGAGAGGUGGUCCACUACCACCACAACCAGUUGGUAAAAGACCUGCUGAUAACAGGGGUAGUAUCCAGCAGAAGCCUGAUUAUAGUCAUACAUCAAGUAGUGGAAGUAGCAAGAAGAAAAAGAAGCUUGCAGAUAAAAUUCUGCCUCAGAAAGUAAGGGAUUUGGUACCAGAGAGUCAAGCCUACAUGGAUUUGUUGGCUUUUGAGAGGAAACUAGAUUCUACCAUAAUGAGGAAGAGACUAGACAUCCAGGAGGCCUUGAAAAGACCUAUGAAGCAGAAAAGGAAGUUGAGGAUUUUCAUUUCCAAUACAUUUUAUCCUGCUAAGGAGCCCCAGCCUGAUGGACCAGAGGGUCCAUGCCAAGAAGGUUCGGUGGCAUCAUGGGAAUUGAGAGUGGAAGGCCGCCUACUGGACGAUUCCAAAAACGACCCCAACAAGGUGAAACGCAAAUUCUCCUCGUUCUUCAAAUCCUUGGUGAUCGAGCUGGACAAGGACCUUUACGGUCCCGAUAACCACUUGGUGGAGUGGCACAGAACCCAUACCACCCAGGAAACGGACGGCUUCCAGGUGAAGCGACCCGGUGAUAAGAACGUGCGAUGCACCAUCUUGCUGUUGCUGGACUAUCAGCCGCUGCAGUUCAAGUUGGACCCGAGGCUGGCGAGACUUUUGGGGGUACAUACGCAAACGAGGCCGGUCAUCAUAUCUGCUUUGUGGCAGUACAUAAAGACGCACAAGUUGCAAGAUGCCCAUGAACGUGAAUAUAUAGUAUGUGACAAAUAUCUGGAGCAGAUUUUCAACUGUACUCGCAUGAAGUUCGCCGAGAUUCCGCAACGUUUGAACCCUCUCUUGCAUCCCCCGGAUCCGAUCGUCAUCAAUCACGUGAUUUCUGUGGAAGGUGGUGCUGAAAGCAAGCAGACAGCUUGCUAUGAUAUUGAUGUUGAGGUUGAUGACACUUUGAAAACUCAGAUGAACAAUUUCCUGCUGAGUACAGCCAGUCAGCAGGAAAUUCAAGGUCUGGACUCGAAAAUUCACGAAACCGUUGACACCAUCAACCAGCUCAAGACAAACAGGGAAUUUUUCCUCAGCUUUGCCAAGGAUCCACAACAGUUCAUCCAUAAAUGGAUCGUUUCUCAAACCAGAGAUCUCAAGGCUAUGACUGACGUGGUCGGGAAUCCAGAAGAAGAGAGAAGAUCGGACUUCUUCUAUCAGCCGUGGGCCCAAGAAGCAGUGUGCAGAUAUUUCUACACCAAAGUACAGCAGAAACGGGCUGAACUUGAACAGGCCCUCGGUAUUCGUAACAAUUGA